Diachasmimorpha longicaudata is the source of this 1626-nucleotide messenger RNA. Its product is annotated as D-aminoacyl-tRNA deacylase 1. The transcript is spliced from 5 exons. Gene Ontology annotation, cellular component: membrane; TRC complex; cytoplasm. Gene Ontology annotation, biological process: post-translational protein targeting to endoplasmic reticulum membrane; tRNA metabolic process. The record is from RefSeq and is a predicted model, not a curated record. The coding region runs from base 236 to 1138 and encodes 300 amino acids. Gene Ontology annotation, molecular function: D-tyrosyl-tRNA(Tyr) deacylase activity; molecular adaptor activity; protein binding. Lineage: Eukaryota; Metazoa; Arthropoda; Insecta; Hymenoptera; Braconidae.
CCAUAGUUUGCCGAAACACACAACAUCCACGUAGUUUACUCGUGUUGAUCUUCGCCGGCGUAGUUACGAAAAAAUUUCUAAAAAACUUUUUCUUCCAGACGAUUAAGAAUAUAGAAUUACGGUUAUAUCUCAAUACUCCCUUGAGCCGCAGUAUAAUCAGCCGAUAAACAACUGAAAAUUGAAUUUUCUGUGAUAAGAUUCCGAAGUAUCUUUAACGAUUUAAAAACAAAGGAAUAUGGCAGUGAAAGGCCUGGUUGCUAGUAUUAUUCGCUUUUUAACAAAGCAAUUGGAGGAGGGAGAUAUAACAGAAGAUUCCCGUGAGAGCCUUGAAGUUGCGAUACAAUGUUUGGAGAGUGCUUACAACGUACAAGCAUCAGAUGCACCAGCAAAUUUUGAUUUACUCAGCUGUUGUGAAACAGCUAUGGAAGGCUGUACUGUCCUACCAAAUCGCGAGGCGACUGCUGAGGAAAAAGGUGAAGCUGAAAAAUUGAAAAACCAGGGUAAUGCGCUCAUGAAGGAGGAUAAGAUUCAUGAGGCCAUCGCAUUAUAUACCAAAGCAAUUGAGCUGGACGGACGCAACGCAGUUUACUACGGGAAUCGUGCAGCUGCAUACAGCAAAAUUGGUAAUCAACGACGUGCUAUAAAAGACUGCGAGACAGCACUCACAGUUGAUCCCACGUACAGCAAAGCCUACGGACGCCUUGGCCUGGCAUAUUCAAGUUUGGACAAGCACAAGGAGGCGAAGGAAUGUUAUCAGAAGGCACUCGAAAUGGAACCAGAUAGUGAGGGUUACAAAAAUAAUCUCCAGUUGGCUGAGGAGAAGUUAGCACAGCAGGGAGUCAGCAAUAUGGGACUUGGUGCUAACAAUCCAGGUUUUCCCAUGGACUUGAGCAGUAUGCUCUCAAAUCCCGCACUUAUGAGCAUGGCGCGACAAAUGUUAUCUAAUCCUGGAAUGCAGAAUAUGCUUGGAGAUCUUAUGAGUGGAAAUAUUGAACAAGGAGGAAGGAUGGAGGUUCUAAUUGAAGCAGGACAGCAAUUGGCCCAACAGAUGCAGACUGCCAACCCCGAGCUUAUCGAGUCCCUGAGAAGACAGAUGGGUGGUGGACCCAAUGAUCCUGAUCCACGUCAGCAGAAUUGAACCGUCAAAAAUUUUAUAAUUAAACUCGUUAUCGACGAUAUAUCGCAAUUUAUAAUUGUCUCGUGAUAAUCAUCUGCGCGAUCUUCUUUUCUUUUUCUAGUUUUUCCAUUGAAUCCUAAACGCAUUGAAUGAUAAAUUGCAUUGUCAAAUCCUGUUUUAAAUCAUCUUGUUCCUGUUGCUUCGGAGUUGCCAUGUAUUCGACCAUUGUUACAAUAAAUAUAUGACCUGUCAAUGCGAAAUAGAAGCUGGAUGAUUUGUUCAUUAUUGGAUCCGGACACCUAGCCUUCUGACUCCACGAUACGUAUUCACGUGCAUAAGGGCAAUCUCUAUUGGAGAUCGGAAAGUGACUCCCCCGUCGCUGGAGAAGACCACAUUUACAAGAGAAGCUAAUAUUAAGUUCACGGGCAGGUAAUUAGCAGCAUUGCUAAUGGGCUUUGUGUGCUUGUUGGGAUAAAAACGGAUGACACUCUUGCAGACGUGGAAUACAU